UGAAAUGUCUCUAUUUGGAUUUUACGGCAUGCCGUAAUUCAGUUCGUCCUUAUUUUGCUCCAAGAUGGAGGACGACGAAGCUACCGAAGAUAUUUGUCGGGUGUGUCGGUCGGAGGGGAGUCAGGACAAGCCCCUGUACCACCCCUGUGUGUGCACAGGCAGUAUCAAAUACAUCCAUCAGGAAUGUCUAAUCCAGUGGUUGAAGCAUAGCAAGAAGGAAUAUUGUGAACUAUGCAAGCAUAGAUUUGCAUUCACUCCAAUUUAUUCACCAGACAUGCCAGCAACACUGCCUAUUAAGGACAUUGUGAGCGGGUUGUUCACAAGUAUAGGCACUGCUGUACGGUACUGGUUCCACUACACACUGGUGGCAUUCGCCUGGUUAGGAGUAGUACCUCUUACAGCAUGUCGAAUCUACAGAUGUCUGUUCACGGGCUCUGUCAGCUCUCUUCUGACUUUACCACUGGACAUGCUAUCAACGGAGAACUUGAUGUCAGACUGCCUGCAGGGCUGUUUUGUGGUGACAUGUUCCCUGUGUGCAUUCAUCAGCCUGGUGUGGCUACGGGAACAGAUUGUCCACGGGGGUGGGCCUCAGUGGCUGGAACAGCAGAACAACCAAGAGGAGCCUGCAGCACCAGCUGCUCCAGCAAACAACGCCCCACCCCCACCUGCGGCCCCACCCCCGCCGGAGGAUGAGGAUGGUAUAGGCCUGGACAAUGCAGAUGCAGGUGACAUCUUUGAUGACACGGAUGAAGAGGGUGACAACAACGCAGGUGAUGGGGAGGGAGAUGACCCCAACAAUGGUGCUCAAGAUGACGUGAACUGGAAUGCCAUUGAGUGGGACCGUGCUGCUGAGGAACUGACCUGGGAGAGGAUGCUGGGAUUGGACGGCUCUCUUGUGUUUUUGGAACAUGUAUUCUGGGUAGUGUCUCUGAACACCCUCUUCAUACUAGUGUUCGCAUUUUGCCCAUACCACGUGGGGCAUUUUGCAGCAGCAGCAGUGAAAAUAGAUGACUAUCUGGUAGCAUCCCAGUUUGAGGGCCUACUGACCACCAUGAUUGGCUACCUCAUCCUGGCCACAGCACUGGUCUUCAGUCAUGCCAUGGCUUCUUUUCUAGGUUUCCAAAGGGCCAAGAGAGUUCUAGGAAUUUGCUAUGUAGUUGUAAAGGUUUCCCUUCUAGUAGUGCUGGAGAUAGGUGUGUUCCCAUUGGUGUGUGGCUGGUGGCUGGAUAUAUGCUCCUUGGCCAUGUUUGAUGCCACCCUGAAGGACAGAGAGACCAGUUUCAGAGCUGCCCCAGGGACGGCCAUGUUUCUCCACUGGCUCGUCGGCAUGGUUUAUGUCUUCUACUUUGCCUCCUUCAUCCUGCUUCUCAGAGAGGUGGUGCGACCAGGUGUACUGUGGUUCCUGAGAAACUUGAACGAUCCAGACUUCAACCCUGUGCAAGAGAUGAUCCACCUGCCCAUCCACAGACAUGCCCGCCGGUUCUUGCUAUCUGUGGUUGUAUUUGGCACUACAGUACUGCUGAUGCUGUACGUCCCCAUCCAGGUCAUCAAAUGGGCCUUCCCUACCUUCCUGCCAUACCACGUCAUGUUGUCCAGUGAUGCACCUGUGAGUGAACUGUCCCUGGAGCUGCUGCUCCUACAGGUGGUGUUACCUGCCCUGUUGGAACAGGGUCACACACGACAGUGGCUCAAGAGCAUGGUCAAGGUCUGGACUGUUGGGACGGCAUGGAUGCUGAACCUCCGAUCAUACUUGCUUGGGGAUGUUCCAGUGGAGGAAGUACAGGGUGUGUUGAUCCGUGGUGAGGACAAUGUCCAGCCUGGGAACAACCCUGCACCUGCAGGAGCAAACAACAUUGACUUACAGGACGGGGGCUUACAUGCUGCCCACCAGGCUAUCCUACAACAGGCAGGGCCCAUCGGAUUCCAGCCAUACAAACGGCCCAGAUGGUUUGCAUUCAGGUUGGUGCUGCUGGUGUUCCUGAUGUGUGAGACUUUAGCCUUCACCAGCUUUGUUGGUCUUACUUUACCAGUUGGUCUGGGUCGUGCCAUGAUGUCGGUGUGGAUGGGGGAGGCCAAGGUACACGAGCUGUACACGGCAGCGUGUGGCCUGUACACCCUGUGGCUGGUGUGCCGCAUCCUCUCAGUCAUGUUCGCAUGGGUACCACAGGGGUGGACAACCGUGGUCCGCAAACUCUCCGAAUGGUCCAUGAUGGCUAUUAAGACGAUAGUGCUGGCUGUCCUGCUGCUUGGUGCUGUUCCCUUGCUGUUGGGCCUGCUGUUUGAGCUGGUUGUUGUGGUCCCACUCAGAGUUCCCCUGGACCAGUCUCCACUCUUCUUCCCCUGGCAGGACUGGGCAUUAGGUGUCCUCCAUGCUAAGAUCAUCUGUGCCAUGACUAUGAUGGGCCCACAGUGGUGGCUGAAGAGAGUCAUGGAGCAGGUGUACCAGGAUGGUAUAAGGAACAUGAACCUCCACCUGGUGGUGUUUGACCUGGCCCUACCUGUCAUCACCUGUCUGUUGUUCUGCCUCUGCAUCCCCUACCUGGUAGCUGUGGGUGUGGUGCCUCAUCUGGGUCUGGGAGGUGAUGUGGAGGUACAGGUGCUGCGCAGGAUCUACCCUUCCCUCCUGGUGCUGGUACUGGUGUCAGGACUCUUCACCUUCCAGGCCAGGCAGUUCAAACGCCUCUACGAACACAUAAAAAAUGACAAGUAUCUUGUGGGCCAGCGUUUAGUGAACUAUGACAAGAACAAGAGAAGUCGUGAGUCCACCCCGCAGCAGAGAGUGGUGCACUGAGCUUUACUCAAGGGCUAUUUGUAGAGGGGUGAGGGUUGGCAUUGGGUGGGAGAGAGAACUUUGUUUUGGGUGGAAUGAACAUGUUAACAAACAGAUAUAAUGUGAAUCAGAUGAUAUCUGUUAAUGUUCAAGUACAAGCAUGGGGAUUAUUGUAACAGCCCCACUAGAAGGUAAUUUGUCUGGAAUCAUUAAUUACUUCUCAAGCACACAGUCUAGGGCUGUAGAAAUCCAUGUACAGUGCAGAGGUCAUUGAUUUUCAGUUUUUAAGUCUCAUUCUAUUCUAAUAUGACUGCAUUUGUCAGGUGGUUUUCAUAGUCUGAAUUUUACUGAACAACAGACAUGUCUCACCACCAAUAACUAGACAAAAAGGGAGCCAAUCCAGCACAACAGACCAAACACAAUGAGUCCAGCUGCAAUGAAAAGAAGUAAAGUUUCCCUCAAUCCAGUGUCAGAAGCUAAUCUGAAUUCAGAAUGGUGCUGUAGUAGUAGCCACAAUCAUGCUUACUAACACAAUGUACAUACUGAAGUACAAGUUGAAGUGAAUGUAGAUGUAAGUGUAAUGCAUUUGUUUACCAUAUUGAGAUGCUGUGAAGCCAACAUGGACUA
Molecule: messenger RNA, 3397 nt
Organism: Branchiostoma belcheri (Belcher's lancelet)
Lineage: Eukaryota; Metazoa; Chordata; Leptocardii; Amphioxiformes; Branchiostomatidae
Product: E3 ubiquitin-protein ligase MARCH6-like
Exons: 28
Coding region: 65-2791 (908 amino acids)
Cellular component (GO): endoplasmic reticulum membrane
Molecular function (GO): zinc ion binding
Source: RefSeq, a predicted model, not a curated record